Molecule: messenger RNA, 585 nt
Organism: Funneliformis geosporum
Lineage: Eukaryota; Fungi; Glomeromycota; Glomeromycetes; Glomerales; Glomeraceae
Source: the annotation of a GenBank genome assembly
AUGGUAAUAAGUACAAGGGUUCCUGAAAACAUAGAAAAAGGAAAAUAUCCUGAUGCGUACGUAUUUUCACCUAAAAAAGGGAUUGUAAGUAGAAGACCUGUAACGGGAUUGGAUUUUGCUUCAUUAUAUUCCAGUAUUAUCAUGGCACAUAACCUCUUUUCAGAAAAAUUUAUAUUUGAUCCAAAGGAUAUCGAUAUUAAAGACCUAUAUCCGGCUGUAUUAGAGGAUUUAUUUAAUAAGAGGUUGGAUCUUAAAGCACUUCUAGCCCCACUAGGAAAGAAAAAGCAACAUCUUGGGAAGAUGAUAAGUUCAGCUAAAGAAAGUGGUAAAAUGAUACCAGAAAGAUUAAAUUUAGAAUAUUCAUCCGUAUGCUUCGAUUACGAUCAUUGGAAUUCAAAGCAAAAAGCUUUAAAGAAAGGGUUUAGGAUAAAAUAUGAGAAUACCGAUUCUCUGUAUCUCACCUGCUCAGAUAGUUAUUACGAAAAAUGCGAUGAAGCCUUCUCCAGAGAAGAACUUUCCAAAGAAGUGUAUUGGACUGAAAUGGUCAAAAUUAUUAUGGAUAUGAUGAGAAAGUUAUGCGAUUAA